Molecule: messenger RNA, 411 nt
Organism: Lachancea mirantina
Lineage: Eukaryota; Fungi; Ascomycota; Saccharomycetes; Saccharomycetales; Saccharomycetaceae
Source: the annotation of a GenBank genome assembly
AUGGGUAGAGUUAGAACCAAGACAGUCAAGCGUGCCUCUAAGGCUUUGAUCGAGCGUUACUAUCCAAAGUUGACUUUGGACUUCCAAACCAACAAGAGAUUGACCGAUGAGAUCGCUACCAUCCAAUCUAAGAGAUUGAGAAACAAGAUUGCCGGUUACACGACUCACUUGAUGAAGAGAAUUCAAAAGGGUCCUGUUAGAGGCAUCUCUUUCAAGUUGCAAGAAGAGGAAAGAGAGAGAAAGGACCAAUACGUUCCAGCUGUGUCCGCUUUGGACCUUCAAAACUCCAAGGGUGUUUUGAACGUCGACAACCAAACCGCCGACUUGGUUAAGGCCUUGGGUUUGAAAUUGCCAUUGUCUGUUUCCAGCGUUUCCGCUCAAAGAGAGAGACGUUUCAGAAGAAGAAACUAA